This is a messenger RNA of Eurytemora carolleeae, 1679 nucleotides long. RefSeq lists its product as uncharacterized. The record is from RefSeq and is a predicted model, not a curated record. The coding region runs from base 193 to 735 and encodes 180 amino acids. The transcript has 2 exons. Lineage: Eukaryota; Metazoa; Arthropoda; Copepoda; Calanoida; Temoridae.
CUAAAAAAACGCUACACUAAAAAACGCUACAUAGGCUAUAUUCGCUACAAGUUUAUUGCCUGUUUCUGUGUGUGUAUAAGUUUAUAAUUUAUAGAGAUAUAUAUUCGCUACUAUUCUAAAAUAAAAUAUAUAUAAAAUAUAUAUAAUUUAUUUUUGGAUUCGAUCAAACCGUAUGAAGUUUUACAAACUCAAAUGUACGCCAUCAGAAGACUUUUUAUCCCGCCAGCCCCAGAAACCCAGGGUGAACUAGAUAUUCAUUCCAAGUGGUUUUUGAUCAAUGAUCAAUCCAUAGUGAUCGGAGAUUACCUUCACUCUGAUGGAUUAAGAACCCUUGUGUGCUCCACUAACGAGUGUUUGCAGAUCCUCUCUAGAGCAGAAACAAUUCAUGGAGAUGGAACGUUCCGCAUCACGCCAUAUCUCUGGUAUCAAGUUUUCAUAAUUCAUGCCAGCGUAGGACCGAAUUCUAUUUGCUUUGCAACAACAAGGAUAAUAGUCCGAUUGUUAUAUCUGAUUUAUCUAAGUCUGGACAGCAAACCGGUGGACUAUUACAACUUCAAGAAGGAUGGAAAAAGGCUGAACAGAGAUGAUCAAAAACAGCUUGUUCGACUAGAUCCAGGUACACCUUAUAACUGUCAUAAAUCUGUUAGAUCUGCUGUAGUCAUCAACCUACUAGAACAACUUGAAACAGAGAGAAUAAUCUGGAUAAAUGAAGAUGAACCAAUUGAAGUUUGGUGAAUUCGGAGACGAGUACUGUCUACAAAUUUUUUCAAACUUAAUUGGACGUGAUAUUCUGUAUAUCCCUGUAUUUGAAAUCUCUGCCCAUAUCUGUAAACAGUAUUGUUUAAUUCGCUCUGAUAAUCGAGAUCCAUAUAGUGCUCCACUAACUCUUCUAUGGUUUGAAGAAACAUUUUUUCAAUCUGGACAUUAUCAGUCCAUUACUCCAACUGAUUCCAGCAUUAUAAUGAAGCAUUACAAUAGGAUGAAUAACUCUACAUAUCGAUUGUUUGAGUCUCAGGUUGCCAGGAUGACACUGAGAUCUGUCAACUCAGAUGUUGAGCAAAUUCAACAGCCUGAGAUUUCAUAUGCAAUAUGCAAUUAUGCAAGUAACUCCAACCUUGCUCCAGGAGAGAUUAGAUCAAAACAAACCAUCGACCCAGUGCAGAACAAAAAGAAAGUCCACAACAAUUUUAGGUAAUAUGAUGAAAAAUAUAUUAAUGCUUAUAAUUAACAUUUGUUUCCAAUGAAUAUUUCCUAAGUAUUUCAAUUUUUAGAUAAUUCCAGCCCCAAAAGAACUAAACUGUCGGAUACAACAGAUAUCACUCAUCCAGACCAGACCAUCACCAGAAUUUGUCAUCUUUGUAAUUUGAAUUUUAAACGCAAGGGAGGCUCAAAGAGGUGCAUUUGUGGCCGUUAUGUACAUGUAAAAUGUCAUAAAAAUAGAAUUAAUUGCCCAUUCAAGAAUGAAUGACCGUAAUAAUAUGUGGUACACUUAUAAUUUUUCCAUUUAUGACUAUGAGAAUUUAAAAAUAUAUAUCUCUUAAAUUAUAAACUUAUGAUUUAUUUUCAAUUUACGACUAUGUGAAUUUUAAAAUCUUAUACACAAACAGAAACAGGCAAUAAACUUGUAGCGAAUAUAGCCUAUGUAGCGUUUUUUUAGUGUAGCGUUUUUUUAGGGUAGC